Messenger RNA from Volvox carteri f. nagariensis, 1925 nucleotides. It is a transcript of the gene elg6, whose product is annotated as acetylglucosaminyltransferase. The transcript is spliced from 15 exons. NCBI's taxonomy places the organism in Eukaryota, Viridiplantae, Chlorophyta, Chlorophyceae, Chlamydomonadales, Volvocaceae. Gene Ontology annotation, molecular function: glycosyltransferase activity. The record is from RefSeq and is a predicted model, not a curated record. Bases 1 to 1851 code for a protein of 616 amino acids.
AUGAUUAGCCUACAACAUCAUACAACAUGGGGGAUCCAGCUGUUGGCGGUCAUGAGCAUUGCUGUACUUGCGCCACGACCGGGACUUGCAUUACCUUGCGCGGCGAAUUGCACAAAGUACGGAACUUGUAACUUGGAGCUGGGCAGGUAUGGAUCUUGGCGCACAUCGGUCACAAUGUACGGCUUUCCUGUCGCACGCACGGCCAGUAGCUACUUCCCUGGUGCCCGGUCGCGACAGCCCGUAAGGAACAUAGUGAGGAAGUGCGGCUUUCUGGGCUUCUUCACUGUCGAGGAUUGCCUGGCGGAGUAUCCGUUGCGGUGUAUGAAUGCCUGCAAUAAACGAGGCAGAUGCAUCAAUGGCUGGUGCCACUGCUAUGAAGGUUACUACGGGGCUGAUUGCUCCUUGUCACUGGACGCCAAUGGCAGUGAAGGCCAGAACAGCUCUCUGGACUGGGAUUCGUACCCGCACCUGGUGGCCCUAAGAUCUACAUUUAUGAGCUGCCUCCGAAGUUCACCACGCAGUAAGGACUGGAAUAGUUUUGAGGGAGAGGUCGGAAAGGGGCUUCGGAAGGGAGGUGGGUGGGGAAAGCGUCGCACCUCAGCGAACGUAAGAAUGGCGGUACUAGAGGUACGAGGGAGUAAGAACUUGGAGAAGUUCGACCGGCCGCUGUACGCGCACAUCUGGAAGCGCAUCAUCAGCUCGGGGCACCGCACCCUUAACGGCGGCGAGGCCGACUAUUUCUACAUUCCGGUGGAUUUCAGGCACAUGUUCUCGGAGGCAUUCGAGGUGUUGGAGUACGUGCAAGCGACAUGGCCGUUCUGGAAUGCGACGGGGGGCGACCUGGGCGGCUGUGAGGGCAAGCAGCUGAUGUUGCUCCGGAACCUGACUUCCGCCGCCAUCUGGCUGACCCCCUGGGGUCUUACCCGCAAACACCCCCGCGUGUGGUGGCCGGGGUGCCACAGACCCGGACAUGACAUCGUGAUUCCGGUACUGGCUCAAGCCAACAACAUGAUCAUGACGCCACUGAACCCCAAGGUGAAACCCCUGCCGAGAAACACCACCUUCUACUUCGCGGGAAAGAUUUGCGGUGACAACAAGGACCCCAAGGAGGACACCUCGUCAUGGCCCAUUUGCCAGACACCGAGGAACCCGCUGUACAGCGCAGGUGUACGGCAGCUGGUGUACUUCUACCACUCCAAGCGCGAUGGCUUCGUGGUACGACCCCGUAGCUCGUCGUACGUACGGGACAUGUCCACAUCCAAGUUCUGUUUGGCGCCCACGGGUGGCGGCCAUGGCAAGCGGCAGGUGCUGGUGGGGCGCUACGGCUGCAUCCCGGUGCCCAUCACCGACUAUGUGCUACAGCCCUUUGAGCCCGAGCUGGACUGGCCCGCGUUCAGCGUCACAGUCAAGGAGGAGGAUGUGCCCAACCUGCACACCAUCCUUGCGGCCAUUAACGACACCAAGCUGGCGGAGAUGCAGAGAGCGCUAGCGUGUGCUGCGAAGCACCUGUGGUACAGCUCCAUGUGGGGGGCCAUAUUUGGAGAGGAUAGCCGAUAUGACGCAUUUGCGACACUCAUGGAGAUCCUGAGGGUGCGGUCGCUGUACCCCCACGCCCAGCCCCACGAGUACCGCUCACUGGAUGAGAGGUUCCGCCGAUUCGCCAACUGCGAGCUGGAUAACGAGCCGCCGCAGAGGUUCCAUUUAUGUACGUACGGUUUGGAUCCAGGACUGGAGGCGUACGCACCCACGCCGUACUGUGACUGGCGGCCGUAUAUGAAGUACGGCAUUCCGGGUGGCGCGAUCUGCGAAGGAGCACCCAAUGUGGCGCAAUGUCCGCGGCCGUGGCAAUAAUGCAUGGCCGUACGUCGCGCUUCGCAGUAGCAGCAGCUCGCGCUUUCCUAUUACCGGCUUUUGUAUAUGAAUCG